Molecule: messenger RNA, 1608 nt
Organism: Staurois parvus
Lineage: Eukaryota; Metazoa; Chordata; Amphibia; Anura; Ranidae
Source: the annotation of a GenBank genome assembly
AUGAGCAGUGAGCUGGACACAACUAGCUUCAUUGACUCCGAGGAGGAUGAUUCUACCAGCAGGUUUAGUAACUCCACGGAGCAGAGCAGUGCAUCUCGUCUAAUGAGGAGGCACAAGAGGCGCAGAAGAAAAACAAAAGCCCCUCGUAUUGAGAGGUCGUCGUCUUUCAGCAGCAUCACAGACUCGACUAUGUCUUUGAACAUCAUUACAGUCACGCUCAAUAUGGAAAAAUACAACUUUCUGGGCAUCAGCAUCGUUGGACAAAGUAAUGAACGUGGAGAUGGAGGCAUCUACAUUGGUUCUAUCAUGAAAGGAGGAGCUGUGGCUGCUGAUGGGAGGAUUGAGCCGGGAGAUAUGUUACUGCAGGUCAAUGACAUUAAUUUUGAGAACAUGAGCAAUGAUGAUGCAGUGAGAGUCCUUAGAGAGAUUGUGCACAAACCAGGGCCAAUUACACUCACUGUUGCCAAAUGCUGGGAUCCUUCUCCACGUGGCUGCUUUACUCUGCCCAGAAGUGAACCAAUCCGACCUAUUGAUCCAGCAGCUUGGGUUUCUCACACAGCAGCAAUGACUGGUACUUACCCAGCCUAUGGAAUGAGUCCAUCCAUGAGUACAAUCACGUCAACUAGUUCUUCGAUUACAAGCUCUAUCCCAGAAACUGAGCGUUUUGAUGAUUUCCACUUAUCCAUACAUAGUGAUAUGGUAACGAUUGUAAAAGCUAUGAGCUCCCCAGAAUCUGGGCUGGAAGUACGGGAUAGGAUGUGGCUUAAGAUAACUAUUCCCAAUGCUUUUAUUGGUUCUGAUGUGGUGGACUGGCUUUAUAACCAUGUGGAGGGCUUCACGGAUCGGCGGGAAGCACGGAAAUAUGCCAGUAACCUACUUAAAGCUGGAUACAUCCGCCACACUGUCAAUAAAAUCACUUUCUCUGAGCAGUGCUACUAUAUUUUUGGAGAUCUUUGUGGCAAUAUGGCAAAUCUCUCCCUUAAUGACCAUGAUGGGUCGAGUGGAACAUCUGAUCAGGACACACUUGCUCCCUUACCGCACCCAGGAGCUGCUCCGUGGCCAAUGGCAUUUCAGUAUCAGUAUCCAUUGCCUCAUCCCUACAGCCCACAUCCAGGUUUUCCAGAUCCUGGAUACAUCUAUGGUGGUGGAAGUGCUGGCAGCCAACACAGUGAAGGUAGCAGAAGUAGUGGUUCCAACCGCAGUAGUACAGAAAAAAGAAAAGACAAAGACACAAAGGCUGGAGAUUCGAAAUCUGGAGGGAGUGGAAGUGAAUCAGACCACACUACACGGAGCAGUAUGCGCAGAGAAAGAGCAGCAAGUGAACGUUCAGUGCCAGCUAGUGAACAUAGUCACAGGAGCCACCACUCCAUUGCACACAGCAUCCGAAGCCACCACACACACCAGUCUUAUGGUCCCCCUGGUGUACCCCCACUCUAUGGUCCUCCAAUGAUGAUGAUGCCAGCACCUCCCCCAGUGAUGGGGCCACCAGGAGCCCCACCCAGCCGUGAUUUAGCCUCCGUCCCACCAGAACUCACCGCUAGUAGACAGUCUUUCCGCAUGGCCAUGGGCAAUCCUACCAAGAAUUCGGGGGUCUUUGACUUUCUCUGA